Molecule: messenger RNA, 7324 nt
Organism: Puntigrus tetrazona (Sumatra barb)
Lineage: Eukaryota; Metazoa; Chordata; Actinopteri; Cypriniformes; Cyprinidae
Gene: crocc2
Product: ciliary rootlet coiled-coil, rootletin family member 2
Source: RefSeq, a predicted model, not a curated record
AUGCUACUUUUGUUUUCCUGUAUGAAUGUAAAAUUUGAAUUUGAAUUGAAAUAUAUCUUAUACUAAUGUUGUUGGCAACCAUGGAAUUUUUCGUUUGACUGAAUUUAUGUUGUUUUUACUCAGAAAAAAAAUUGUAUUAGGAAGUUACAAAAUCGUGUCGUUGUAAACCCUUGUUAGUUUUCAGUAAUUGCAAUGGAUAUUUAACAAAGUGCCAACAAAGACCGGAAUAAACAGUGUUGUAUUUGUGCAGCCGUGACCUGCAGCGUCUGUAACUAUGGAAGCCAGAAAGCUUGCGUUUUAAUUCUCAUGACAACAAGCCAGAGCGUCCGGUUUCCCUGUCAACCAGAGGCACCCACCUCGCGCCUGUGUCGUGAUUGCUACUUUCCCACUUGUGGCUAUAUUCUAGCACGAACUGUUUUGCGUUAACGUGCUUAUGUGCGUUAUUUAAGCGUUGAUAUUUAUUGGAGAGUGCGCUGUGCGCGCUUUGUCAACAGUGCAAAACUUUUAAAGCCUGUGAGACUUUAUUAGCGUGCGUAUCACCCCGUUAAACUCUGUCGAAGCGUUUAAAACACUUUAAGAAUUGAGGACAAUUGGAAAAACGUCGCUGUCCGUUUAAGUGUGUUGGCUCGCUACCAGUUUCCAGAUGAGUUGUGAAGGGGAUCAAGGACUGGAAGCCGUGAUUCAGAAGCUGGAGGAGACACUGCUUAACCCAGAUAGCGGUGGAGAGGAGAAGACUUACACUCUGAGGGGAGAUGAAGAGGAGUCCAACGUCACGCCCGUUCCCGCUCGCAUCCGUGAGAUCAUCACCAGAAACCUGGCUGAUACGCCCACAGGCGAGAGCAGCGAGGUGGAGGAGAACCGGCUGCCGAAGGAUCUGCCUUCUCAGAUGUGCGCAGACAGAGACCAGCUGCUUAGCAGGCAGGCUGCUCUCACUAGCCGGCUGGAGCAGAUGCUGUUGCAGCAGUCAGGAGAUUCAGACCAGCAGAGUCUGUUUGGCGCAGAGCAGGGUUGGCUAAGAGAGGAAGGACGAUCUUAUAGGCUGAAGCUCCAGGCCUUUCAGGAGAGCCAACACAGACAGGCUCAGCUGGUGCAGAAACUACAGGCAAAGUUGCUCCAAUAUAAGAGGAGAUGUGGAAAUCUAGAGCAGCAGGUGCUGGAGAAAACCUCAGAGUCAGAGAAACUGAGGCUCUCUCUCCAGUCUCACCUAGACUCUUCAGCACACCGUCUCCAGCGUUUUGAGCAGGAACACAAUAUGGAUGUCCAAAGUAAACUCGCUCUGUUGGAGGAUGAGCAGAAACGGUGUUCUGGUUUGAGCCAGGUCAAUGCACUGCUCCGGGAACAACUCGAACAAGCCAACGAAGCCAAUCAGGCCCUGACGGAAAGCCUGCAGAAGGCACGAGAGGAGGCAGAGCAGAGGGACACGCGACUCAGGAGGGAACUUGAGAUGAAUACCUCCCGAAACGGCCGCGAGCAAGCCCGUGUGCGAUCUCUGUGGCGCCAGGCGGCCUUCCUGAGAAGCUCUUUUACCCAGCUGCGGGCCUUCGCUGACAGGAGUCUGUCGGACAUGCGAGCCGAGUGCGCGGUGGCUGGCCAUCGUCUUCAAACAGCCUGUGUGAAUUUGGAGGCUAGCAUGAGCCAGCCUUGUACCCCUGCUAUCAGUGGAGUAUCUGCAUUGGAGAAUCAACUAAGAGGCAAACUAAAAGAUGCUAUGCAGCUGCAAGCCCGCUUUGACGCAGAGAAAGUAGAGCUUAACUCUAGGAUCCUGGAAUUGGGUGAAAUGGUAAAGCAGCUGAGAGCACAGAACAUUGAGAAGGAAAGCAAUCUGACAGCACUGCGGAGCAGCUUGGACAGGAUGGAAAUAAAUCGGUCCGAAGACCGAACUGAGAGGGAUGCCUUACGUAGUGAGAUCAGCAGUCUGCAACAGUUACUGCACAACAUUAAUCAGGUGGUUAGUGGUGAAAGUUCCUCAGACUUAUCAAAAGAUCAGCACCCAUCUGCAGGAUCUAUUUCCUCUUCUCAACGAGACAGUAUUCCAGUAUCUGUGCAAAAAGCCCUCUUACAGCGGCAGGCACAAAUUCAGGAGCUGCAGGGACGUCUGGAUGCUUCCCAAGAGCAGGUUGCCACCUUGCGAGAUCAGCUGCGUAUGGGGGAAGAUGAAACCAGAAGCCUGGAACAAAGAAUCCGGGAACUGCAGCAAGAAAAUCAACUUCUGGAGAGAUCUGAGGAGGACAGCACUAGAGAUGCCCUAAGAUACCGCACCUCACUGGGCAUAGUAAACAGUGAAAAAGGAGAGCUUGAGAGGCAGCUCUCAGGCCUGCAGCAGCAGCUGGAAUGCACACAAACAGAGCAGGAAGCUUUGAGAAGCUCUUCUCUGGAUGUUCAGAGGCAGAGAGACCUCCUCAGGCAGCAGAGGGAGGACCUGAGGCAGCUGGCUCGAGAACGCUCUGAAUCCGAGAGGGGACGACACUCUCUGGAGCAGCUGGAGAUGAGACACUCGGAUGUGCGCAAAGAGCUGGUCACACUAAAAGAAGCUCUGAGUCAGCUGACUUUACAGAAAGAGGUUUUGGAGGAUGAAAAGAGCACUCUUGCACAGGCUCUCUCCAGGGCGGAGGCCCAGAAUGCUGAGCAGGAACUGGCGCUCACUAAACUACGAAGUGAAGAUGCAGGGCUACAGGACUCCCUGGCCAAGAUGGGAGCCCUGAGUGAGGGAUUGGCUAAAGAUAAGGUCGAAUUGAACCGUCUUCUCUUACAGGUCGAAGCUGAAAAGGCUGAGCUCGGCGAACGUAAACGGGAAGCAGAGCUAGAGCGAGCGGCAGCCAGAGAGGAGCUAGCCAGACUUCAGCAGGAGCUGUUAGACCUAACGGCAGAGAAACGUGCUCUGGAGGCCUCACAUAUUCACCUUCAAGAGAGUCAAGUGACCCAGGAAGCAGAGUGCAACCUCCUACAGAAGGAGAAAAGUUCAGCCCUGGAGCAACACGCCCAGGUCAGUAAGCAGAAGCAAACCCUGCAGGGACAGCUGAACACAUGUCAUAGAGAAAUGGAGCUCAGUGCUGCCUCGCUAAAGAAGACUUGCAAGGAAAGAGAUGAACUGGCGAGAGACAAAGCCAAUCUCACAGUGCAGCUCACCUCAGAGCAACGUAAAUCCAAGGCCCUGGCCCAAGACCUGGCCGCUCUGCGGGCUGAGAGAGAGUCUCUAGAGUCAGGCCUGUUGGACAGGCAGGAACUGGCCUCAAUGCUAGAGGAUGACCGGGCUAGGCUAGAUGGAGAGAAUACUAGUCUACAGCAGGCUAACGAGACUUUGACGCGUGAGCUGUCUAAUGUUCACAGUGAACUAGAGCAGCAAAUGACCCGGGCAUUGCAGGAGAAACAGGCUUUAGAGUUGAAGCUUGCUCAGGUCGAGAGAAACGCACAACAAACCCUCAUUACAACACAGCAAAGCCAUCAGGAUCAACUGCAUGCGGAGCGAAAGCACAAGGAGCGCAUGCGUGUGGAGUUGUGUGCACAGAGGGAGCAGGCAGAGUCGCAGCUGCGGGCUGAGUGCAAGGAGCUGCGCAUGCAGAGUCGCAGAGUUCAGCAACAGCUGCAGGAAGAACUUGCCAAGCUGCAGCAGCACUGUACAGAAUCCCUGCUGCAGGCCGAAAGCCAUAAACAGCAGGUUCUAUCUGAGAAGGAGGUAGAGAAAGCUACUCUUACUGAGCGCAUAAUUACCCUCGAGCGUGACAUAGAGACAGCUGCCCUUGAAAAGGAUCGUAUGCGUAGAGACUUCCUGAGCAAACAGGAGCAGGACAAGGACACACUUUUAGGUUUGCAGGUAGAGCUUCAGGACCUACGCUCUCGUUUCGGGGAGUCUCUGAGUUCCCGUGAAGUUUCAGAGCGCAGCUUAAAUGACCAGAUCAGAGAGCUUUCUAUGCAGAAGCAGGAGUCUCAGCAAGAGGUGGAGCGUUUGAGAAGGGAACUGAAUGAGGUGGAGGAGAGCAGGGACUCUGGCCGUAAGGAACUAAUCGAGGCCCACAGAGAGCUGAGGGAGUGUUUGCAGGACAGGGACGCCCAGCGGCAUGAGGGCUUGGAACUGAAGAGAGCUCUAGGAGAUGUUGCGAGAGAAAAAGAGGCCAUCCAUGCUUCCAAUCAUGAACUCCGAACAGCUGUGAAGAGAGCCGAGUUUGAAAACAACAGUUUGAAGCGAGUGGGAGAAGAAAAGGAUCAGAGGCUGGCAGUGCUGGAAGAAUGUAAAUCCUCCCUACAGCAGGAGGCGCUGAAGCUGAGAACCAACAUGCGUGAACUUGAGAAAUCUCGCUUGCAGGCACGCAGGGAACUGCAGGAACUGCGCAGACAGGUGAAGACAUUAGAGGGUCAGUGCACUCAACAAGGGCAAGAGUUGAGUGACAUGCAGGCCAGACUGACCCAGGAAGAGCAUAGAGAGGAGGAAAUGAGAAAAGAGACAUUUGCUCUCCGACAAAGAGUACUGGAAUGUGAUGCUGGCAGAGAAGCAGCUCUGAAGGAGGCUGCAGGCUUGCAGCGGCGUGUAGCAGAACUGGAAGAAGUGCAGCGCCAGGAGAAAGAAUUGCAACAACAACAGGAUGCCAAUCUUCAGGAGAGCCAAAUGAAGCAGCGUGAGGAGGUUGCUCGCUUGGAGGGGGCACUGCAGGAAGCCCAGGCCCAGCUCAGGGAGUUUGGGCUGAAGGUAAGUCUAGCUGAGGCCCGGGCCCAAGGGCUGGAAGAGCAGCUGGGACAGAAUGACGCCAUACGGAGAGAUCUUGAGCACAGGUUGAAUGUUCUCAGUUCAACCCUGAAACGUACACUUGGAAGCGGACGUGGAAGAUGUUCACCCGCACCUGGGGAACGCGGGCGGAGUCCCUCACCAUGGAGAACUCGAUCACCUGUGAAAGGUGAACCCAAGUCAGAUGAGCCUGGGGUAAGUGGAUUGCUGGUGUGUUCUUUGUCCCCCUCCCACGGAGAAGAUGGAGAAUUGGAUUUGGACUCAGUUCACAUGUUGCUACGUAACUUCCAGCAAGAGCUCAGGGACACACAGAGAGAGCGGGAUGAGGCCCAAUCACAGGUGCAUAAUCUCAGCAAGCAGGUAGAAAGCCUGCAAGCCAGUCAGGAAAGAGGCAACACACGUGUUCAGAUGCUGAAACAAUCUCUCAGAGAGCUUGAGGAUGGAAAGCGUGAGCUGGCCAAGCAUUUAGAGGGGACACAAGCAUCACUCGCCUUACGGGAUGAGGCGGUUCAGCGUGGGGAGUUACAGAAUAGGAUUAUGAGUGAAGAGUUGGCCAAAAUGAAGAACAGCCAACAGAUAACUGAGGCAGAAGCCAAAGCACUGAAGGAGAAGCUGGAGCGCUCCCAGGCCACUGAGGAAAGUCUGGAGGCUGAGCGCCGCCGUAUGAAGGAGACCUGUGAGACAGCGGAAGCUCGAGCUGCCAGGCUGGAACUCACACGCCGGGGGUUGGAGGGAGAGCUGCAGCGUGCCCAGCUCCGAGCCACAGAGACAGAGUCGGAGGUCAGCUCACUGCAGGACCGCCUCAACAAUCUCCGCAGAGAACUGGGAGACAGCGAAGAGCGUGCUGCCCUCCUGAAGGUUGAGGGUGAGAGGCUGGCAACCGCCUUGGCACACACAGAACUGCAGGAAAGCCAGUUAAGGGAGCAACUGCAGUCAAUGACUGCAUCCUUGACUGAGAGCAAUGCUGCUAUAGGAGCAGCACAAGAACAGGCCGCACAGCUACAGCGAGCUCUCACAGCCAAUGAACAUGACCGGAAGAUGCUGCAGGAAAGGUUGGAUAAGACACGAGAGGCUCUAACAAACAGUAGGAAGCAAAAUCAAGGCUUGAGUGAGAAACUACAGAUCCUGCAGAGAAGCCAGGAAGAGUCUGAACUCAGGGUCUCUGAACUGGACAAACAGACACGAGGCCUGCAGGAGGCUGUGAGACAAAGGCAACAGGCUAAGCAGGAGGUGCAAGAGAGCUAUGCACUCUUGCAGGGACAAAAGGAUCAGCUUCAGGAGCAGGUGGCUACCCUGCAGACCACUGCACAUCGGCUACAAGGAGACAAAACUGAGCUGGAGAGGGCACUUCUCCGUCUGGAAAAAGACAGGUCAUCUCUAAAGCGUACCCUGGAGAAGGUAGAAAAAAAUCGCCAAAGAAAGGAGGCAGAGAUAUUGCAUGUGGAGCGUGAGAGAGAACAGCAAGAACAAAAGAUACGAAAUCUAGAGCAAGAUCUAAGCGAGACGCAGGCCGAAAUUCACACUCUACAGUCACAGAUCUCUAUUUUGGAGCAAACUCACUCCCAGAGGCUCCUGGAAGUGACUGCUCGCCACAGGCAAGAACUGGACUUAGAGACAGAGCGGAUGAGGGACUCCCAGCAGCAGGCAGAGAGAGCACUGGAGGCUCGAGAGAAAGCUCACCGCCAGAGGGUCCACUGCUUGGAGGAACAGGUUUGCACACUAAAAGAACAGUUGGAGCAGGAGAUGAAGAGGAGGCAAGCGUAUAUGAAGCAGAUGAUGAGAUUGGGGCUCUAAAAACCAUAGCGCUUUUUCAGCCCAUGGUGACCAACUAACAGAUUUUUUUUUACCAAAAAUCUUUAUAGUCUCUCAAAGGCCUAUAACCAAUGAAACAGGGCCUGUUCUAACAUGAAUGGACUUAUGUAUAAUGAAAUGUUACACAUACACACACACAUACUUUAGAUUUAAACCUCACAAAAUCACUGGUCUCAGGGAGAAUUGUUGGACUACAUUUGCACAAAUACUUUAAGUAAUCCUGAUCCACACCAUAAGAACCCAAUAACAACAAACAAAGAGAUCACUGUUUCACCAAAUGCUUCUCAAUUGCCAAAUUGUUUUAAGGAUUUGUGCAGCAAACUGUUGAAACAGACCAUAAAUCUACCUUAAGUCUAUCCCUGUUCAUCUUAGAGUAUUAAGCAUAGUCUGAAUUCUACACCACACACACUUUUAAACAUCUGUACCUACCUUAAACAUUACACCCUAGUUCCCCCAAACUGUUUUGCAAACCACAAAAUUAUGCUAUUUUCUUUCUACUUUGUAGCUUACAUGAUUGCUUUGAUAAAUUAAACCAUUUAGAGAAUAAUCAUCUUGUUUUAGUUAGCACCAAUCAGCUAAAAUACAGUUAGAGUAAAUCAGGACAGAUAAUGAGUCAUAUAUCUUAACUACAAAUGCUUUCUUAAAAGUAAUGUUUUCAUAUGGUGUUUUUCUAAUUAUGGGUGUUAAAACAAUUUCUGUUUCAUAAUCAGUGCUAUGUUGUAACUAUUAGAAAACUGAUUUGUUUCAUCAGAAAGUAAUUUUUAUGAGUCAAUAAAACCAUACAAACAAGAAAAA